AUGAAAGCAUGUUUCAUAGAUGAACCUCCUCGGUUGCUCAUCGUGAAAGGGCACCUUGAAGAAGCUGUCCAGGUUCUCCAGAGAGCUGUAAGACUCAAUCAGCCGAAAUUUCCUCAAGAUUUGGAUGUCAGUGCUUUAGUUCAUUCCAAACGUCAGAGACAAAAUGGGAAGACGACUCAAAUCACCCAGAAAGACAGCGCCCCAUCACUCCACUUACCCUCAGGCAACACUCUAGACUCAUUUUCAGCAACCGGGACAAACAAAAUGAGCCUAAACAAAUCAGACAAUUAUUUAGAUCUUGAUGAUGGCAUUGGCCCAUGGUGGGCAGGACCUGUGGCUCUUGUGAGAACUAAAAUCAUGGCGAAAGUGACUCUGGGACUAAGUGGCAUGGUUCUUCUGCAAGGAGUUGUGUACUUGGGAUUGCCAUUGAGCUCACGUUCUUUCAAGUCUCCUUUCCUCUACAUUGCCUUGCUUGGGGCCUUGGAGAUCCCUCUUUGCAUCCUGGCAGGCCCAGUUACAAGACGGUUUGGAAGGAAACCGAUCCUCAGCACCUGUCUAACCAGCUGUGGAAUUCUUCUUAUUUUAACUGCAGCCCUCUUGCUAGCAGGCAUCAAGGACGAGAGGGUAAUUAUGACAUUAAUUCUGACAGGCUUCCUGUUUGUGGCUACAGCUUAUGCAGUGAACAUCCUAUAUGCUCCUGAAUUAUUCCCCACUACCUUAAGACCCUGGGGCACGGCUGCCUUCGUUCUAUCUAAUUACGCAGGCUUCAGCAUCUCUCCCAUCAUUGUUGAUUAUGCAGAAGACCUCAUAUGGGUUCCUCCUGCAGUGAUGGGGGCCUGUUCCAUCGUCUCUGGAUCACUGCUGUUCCUUUUGCCAGAGACAAAUGGCCGAAGCCUUCCAGAAACUUUUGCGGACCUACACAGGGCGCGGGAAGAAGAAAGGAACUUGAAGUUGAACAUCUAUAAGAAAGAAAGCCGUAGCCCCAAUUACCUGCUAGAUUGA
This is a messenger RNA of Macrobrachium nipponense, 1002 nucleotides long. Its product is annotated as solute carrier family 22 member 6-like. Gene Ontology annotation, biological process: transmembrane transport. The transcript has 7 exons. The record is from RefSeq and is a predicted model, not a curated record. Gene Ontology annotation, cellular component: membrane. NCBI's taxonomy places the organism in Eukaryota, Metazoa, Arthropoda, Malacostraca, Decapoda, Palaemonidae. Bases 1 to 1002 code for a protein of 333 amino acids. Gene Ontology annotation, molecular function: transmembrane transporter activity.